AUGGAUUCCGAAAAUGGCCAUACCGAUCCCUCACUCGCUGAUGCGCGCUCGCUGAAAGGUACCAUCGACAAUACCUCAAGCCUAGGCUCAUCGGUGCCGCCGCCAUUGGAGCUGGAACAGGAUGUGAAAGGAACUCGACUCUCCGGUCAACACUCUCCCGUGAAAUCGACGAGGCCCGAAACCACUCAGGAUUAUCGCUCGAGUACUAGAAUUGGCCACUCGACUCGUUCAUCCAGUCGGGCUCGCCGGCGAUUCAGCGGGAGUACGGCUGCCAGCUCCAUUAGCGAAAUGGAGUCAAACGGUCCGAAACCCUGGCGACUUGGUGUAUGUGCCCUGGAUGUCAAGGCCCGCAGUAAGCCCAGUCAGAAUAUUCUUACCCGCCUUCAAUCGAAGGGUGAUUUCGAGGUCAUCGUCUUUGGUGACAAAGUGAUUCUCGACGAAGCCGUGGAGAAUUGGCCGGUCUGCGAUUUCUUGAUCGCCUUCUUCUCCGAUGGGUUCCCUCUCGAUAAGGCGAUUUCAUAUGCAAAAUUGAGAAAGCCAUUCUGUGUCAAUGACUUGCCCAUGCAGAAAGUCUUGUGGGAUCGGCGACUGUGUUUAAAAAUCCUCGACCAGAUGGGUGUCCCCACUCCCAAGAGGUUGGAGGUAAACCGGGAUGGUGGCCCAGUUUUGGAAUCGCCGGAGCUGGCUCAACAUAUUCACCAAUUGACAGGCGUCAAGUUGGAGGGCCCAGAGGAUGGAACCGGUGGAGGUGCCCCCAGAACUCAGCAUGUCUCGAUGUCCGAAGAUGGAGAAUCCUUGGUCGUGGAUGGCAAGGUUUUCCGAAAGCCGUUUGUGGAAAAGCCGGUCAAUGGCGAGGAUCACAACAUCCACAUCUACUUUCCUAAUGAUCAACAGUAUGGAGGUGGAGGCCGCAAGCUCUUCCGCAAAGUCGGUAACAAGAGUUCCGAGUACGACCCGAACAUGACCGUUCCACGAUCGGUCACCGAGACGGGAACCAGUUAUCUUUAUGAGCAGUUCCUGCGUGUCGACAAUGCCGAGGAUGUUAAAGCAUACACUGUUGGGCCCACCUUCUGCCAUGCCGAAACGCGCAAGUCCCCGGUGGUCGACGGGCUCGUCCGACGCAAUACCCACGGGAAAGAGCUGCGGUAUAUCACCAAGCUGAGUAAAGAGGAAGCGGCGAUUGCUUCUAAGAUCUCAAAUGGCUUUGGACAGAGGAUUUGCGGGUUUGAUAUGCUUCGCGUAGGAGACCAGAGCUAUGUGAUUGACGUCAAUGGCUGGAGCUUCGUCAAGGAUAACAACGAUUACUAUGACAAGUGCGCCCAUAUCCUACGGGAAACCUUUCUGGCGGAGAGACGCCAGAAUGAAGGAGCCCCAGAGCCAUCAGAACCGCCCUCCCCAGAUCCGGCCUCAUCCCGGCGCAGUACGACAGGGUCGCAUCGCCAGGCGCUGAAGACCCUCCUCAAGUCGCCCAGUACGUCCAGACUCUAUGGAAGCCAAAGUGUUCACAAACCCCACGAAUCUACUGCCUCGGAUGUCUCCACCGGUGUACCAUCAAUUACAUCUUCUACUGCUCUGGUAGAGGGCGUGGAUGUGGCAGGCAACCCGAUCAACCUGGCUUCUCGGGACGUUCGUUCGGAUGCUCGAGGAUACAGCCCUUCGAAUACCAAAUCUCCCGCCGUCUCCAUCCACCAAACUGGCGAUGGCACGGCCGCCCCACUCCCGGCGUCUAAACACUCGUGGAAGCUGAAGGGCAUGGUGGCGGUCAUUCGCCAUGCUGAUCGCACCCCGAAGCAGAAAUUCAAGUUCACCUUCCACAGCCAACCUUUCGUCGAUCUUCUCAAGGGCCACCAAGAGGAAGUUGUGAUUAAAGGAGAGGCCGCAUUGGGCAGUGUUUCUGAGGCUGUGAAGAUCGCCAUGGAGCAGGGACUGGAGGAUAUGGAGAAGCUCAAGCUGCUUCGCACUUCCCUGGAAAAGAAGGGCGGUUGGGCUGGCACGAAAGUGCAAAUCAAACCGAUGUUCCGCAAACGCAGGCCAGAGGAGAUGCGGGAGCCAGGCUCAGCUACGACACCUACCGCGCCAGUCGCGGGCGAAAGCAUCCCCGAUGAACCUCUUUCGCCUGUAGCUGGUGAGGCAGGGGCUGACAAUGAGGCACGUCGGUCUCAGACCCGAAGCGAUUCGAUUUCUGGCGCCACGUUCUCACGUUUCUCUGCGGUAGAAAACGACUUGAUUCUAGAUAAACUGCAACUCGUCAUCAAGUGGGGAGGAGAGCCCACACAUGCGGCGCGAUACCAAGCGCAGGACCUGGGUCUGAAUAUGCGGGAUGAUCUUAAGUUGAUGAACAAGGAAGCGUUGAAUAACGUCCGACUCUUCACAAGUUCCGAGCGGAGAGUGAGCACAAGUGCUCAAAUCUGGGCAAGCUCAUUCCUUGACCAAAAGGAGCUCCCGGAAGACUUCAUUCAAGUUCGAAAGGAUCUGCUGGAUGAUUCCAACGCCGCGAAAGAUGUCAUGGACAAGGUCAAAAAGAAGCUGAAGCUUUUGUUGCGGGAAGGCUCCGCACCAUCUCAAUUUGCGUGGCCCAAGGACAGCAACAUUCCCGAGCCCUCUGUCGUUCUUGCUACGGUGGUUGAAUUGAUGAAGUUCCAUCGGAGUGUCAUGCGACACAACUUUGAGAGACUUGAAGCCUCCUCGAAGAAUGCUGAAGAUGGACAUCCGUCGGACCAGGGAGACUCUUCAUCAGAGAACCCGGAACUUGCCAGUGUCCAAGGUCGCUGGUGUGCAGGAGAGGACCCGCGGUUAUUCAAAGAGCGUUGGGAGAAGCUCUUUGCCGAGUUUUGCGAUACGGAAAAGGUGGAUCCCAGCAAGCUGUCUGAACUCUACGAUAGCAUGAAAUUCGACGCGCUUCACAACCGGCAAUUCCUGGAGUGGGUCUUCAUGCCGCCCGACAGCGAUCGUGACGAAGAUGACCGGAGCAGUGUCAAGGGCCGAAGCCCCUCCAAGUCCGACUCGGCCUCUGACAGUAAGGCUGGAUCCGAGCCAGCUAGUGACAAGGCCGAUGAGCGCAGCGAGAGUCAGACAUUCGGGCACCGCUUCAAUUUGAAGAAGCGACUGCACGCACUUGAAGCACUGCCCCAUCUCCGUGCGCUGGACGAUUCCUAUGAUCACUACUUCAAGCUAUUCCCUGGCUCCAACUCCACCAAGUGCAAGAUGGAUGAGCGUCUUUCGAAGCUGCGGGAGCUUUACAAGCUGGCAAAGGUUCUAUUUGACUAUGUCACGCCCCAGGAAUACGGCAUCACCGACAGCGAGAAGCUGGAGAUUGGCCUCCUCACCUCGCUCCCGCUUCUGCAGGAGAUUGUGCAUGAUCUUGAAGAGGUCCAGGCUUCCGACGACGCGAAGUCCUUCUUCUAUUUCACCAAGGAGUCCCACAUCUACACUCUAUUGAAUUGUAUCCUAGAGGGCGGCAUCCAAACCAAGAUCGCCCGCCGUGCUAUUCCAGAACUCGACUACCUGUCCCAAAUCUGCUUCGAGCUCUACGAAUCCCGGGAUAGCGAGAACGAGAUUAAUCCAUACUCGUAUUCCAUUCGGAUCUCGAUCAGCCCUGGCUGCCACGCUUUCGAUCCUCUCGACGUGCAGCUUGAUUCCCGACACGCCAUCGGUUGUGCCCCGCGACGCAGCCUCACUGCCCACCAUGACUGGAAAGAGGUGAUUGAGACGCUGAAAGCGAAGUUUGACACUGUUGAAUUGCCAAAGUCAUUCAUCGCAGUAAAUUUGAGUGAUAAACAUAUCGCUUCUUCUCCACCGGUGGGGCAGGAAGCUUCAUAA
This is a messenger RNA of Penicillium subrubescens, 3819 nucleotides long. RefSeq names its product inositol polyphosphate kinase VIP1. Gene Ontology annotation, biological process: inositol phosphate biosynthetic process; inositol metabolic process. The record is from RefSeq and is a predicted model, not a curated record. The transcript is spliced from 3 exons. Bases 1 to 3819 code for a protein of 1272 amino acids. Gene Ontology annotation, molecular function: diphosphoinositol pentakisphosphate kinase activity; 5-diphosphoinositol pentakisphosphate 1-kinase activity; inositol hexakisphosphate kinase activity. Gene Ontology annotation, cellular component: cytosol. NCBI's taxonomy places the organism in Eukaryota, Fungi, Ascomycota, Eurotiomycetes, Eurotiales, Aspergillaceae.